Molecule: messenger RNA, 588 nt
Organism: Fibroporia radiculosa
Lineage: Eukaryota; Fungi; Basidiomycota; Agaricomycetes; Polyporales; Fibroporiaceae
Exons: 1
Coding region: 1-588 (195 amino acids)
Source: RefSeq, a predicted model, not a curated record
AUGGCGAAAGACUUGGCCCGCCAUAACCCUCUCGUGCGUCGGGCGUUGGCGCGUGCGCUUCACGAAGAUGAUGAACUCAAACAUACCCGAGAUCUGACGCAACAAUGGGCGAAACUGAUCGUAGAACCAAUCCGAGAAGCGUGGAAAUCCAUUCGCACGCCUGUGUUGGUCGUCAUCGACGCCCUGGACGAGAGUGGUGCAGAGGAUACUCGUAAGUUGUUACUUCAGCUGGUCUCUGGCAAGCAAACUGGUGCUUUGAUUCCUCUUCCACCAAAUUUCCGUAUACUUAUCACUUCUCGUCCACUUCCCGACAUUUACAAUGCUUUUCACAGACAGCAGUUUGUUCAACACGUCUCCCUGGAUGACAUUGCGUCAGAGUUUACCCUACGUGAUGUGGACCAGUUCAUCGCCGCGAGGUUGGGAGAUCUGCGCAUCUUCCAGGCUCAGCACUACGCGGCGCUUGCACAAAAGUCAGGCGGCAUCUUCGAAUGGGCUCGUCUCUCCUGCGAAUAUAUUACGAAACAAAGUUCGAUGGGGCUUACCUCAAGCAGCCGAUACGACGCUGUGAUUGCAGGAACGUCUACCUAA